Racocetra persica is the source of this 368-nucleotide messenger RNA. The record is from the annotation of a GenBank genome assembly. Lineage: Eukaryota; Fungi; Glomeromycota; Glomeromycetes; Diversisporales; Gigasporaceae.
GGGAAGAACAUUUGGGAAGCGGAAGCACCGUUAUAAGCAUGAACAUGCUCUUUUCAAAUCAAAGCAACCUUAUUAGGCCUCGAAUCGUUUGUUCACAUAAUCAUACAUCAUUAGGCAAUCAAGAUGUUUAUAAGACACUAAAAGAAUGGAAUGAUGUUAUGAAAAGUUCAGUUGGUAACGAUUAUAUAAUUAAAAAGAAAUUUCUAGAAGCAGAUAAAAUAGCCGAACAAUUGCUGAUUGUCUCAUCAAAACAUUUAGCUUUAUUGUUAUCAACACACAAAGAAUACCAAAUACUAUUAAAGCUUCACCAAGUCAGUUGGUUGAUUAACUGCCUUGAGGAUUGUGAAUAUAGAUGUAUGACGGAAUAA